Molecule: messenger RNA, 348 nt
Organism: Neurospora hispaniola
Lineage: Eukaryota; Fungi; Ascomycota; Sordariomycetes; Sordariales; Sordariaceae
Exons: 1
Coding region: 1-348 (115 amino acids)
Source: RefSeq, a predicted model, not a curated record
AUGGCCCAGGGACACCCAUCCUCUCAGCCCCCUCCCUCUCCCCCUCAACAACCCCCUCAACCCCCCCUCCCAACAAUCGCCAUCACCUCCCCCCCACACCAAACAACCACAACAACAUCCACAACCUCGACCGCAACCACCCGCACCACGCCCACUUCCGAAACCACCACCGGGACUACCACCACAACCACCACUAUAACCACCACCACCAUUACCCGCACCAGCGUCACGACCGCUACUAUCGAUACCGUCACGGGGACUAUUGAACGUGAUACGGAAAUAACGGAGGAGGGGACGACGUUGAGGAUCACGAAUGUUACGAUGGAGGUGUGGGAGUAUGUGGACUAG